Molecule: messenger RNA, 2883 nt
Organism: Silurus meridionalis
Lineage: Eukaryota; Metazoa; Chordata; Actinopteri; Siluriformes; Siluridae
Gene: mcm6
Product: minichromosome maintenance complex component 6
Exons: 17
Coding region: 115-2586 (823 amino acids)
Biological process (GO): DNA replication initiation; double-strand break repair via break-induced replication; mitotic DNA replication
Cellular component (GO): MCM complex; nucleus
Molecular function (GO): single-stranded DNA binding; ATP binding; single-stranded 3'-5' DNA helicase activity
Source: RefSeq, a predicted model, not a curated record
CUCUUUUCUCGCUCGUGCGGCUCUCUGAUCGGCUCUGAGGGGAGAAGGACGGAGGAGACAGAAGUCCUUUAUAUCCGGUUAUAACUCCGUUAUUAACAAAACUCUUCUGUUACAAUGGACAUCACGGAGCCUGCUGCGGAAAACGCCGGACAGACCGUGAAGGACGAGUUGGCGGAGAAGUGCCAGAAGUUAUUCCAGGCGUUUUUGGAAGAGUUUCAGAACACUGAUGGCGAGGUGAAGUAUCUGCGUGACGCAGAAGAACUGAUCCGUCCGGAACGCAACACUCUCCUGGUAAGCUUCACCGAUUUGGAGGGAUUCAACCAAGAACUGGCAACCAUCAUCCAGGAGGAGUUUUACAGAAUCUACCCAUACCUGUGCCGCGCGGUGCGUAACUUCGCCCGGGAUCAUGGGAACGUUCCUGUUUCUAAGGAGUUCUACGUGGCCAUUCAGGAUUUGCCUACCAGACACAAGAUCCGCGAGCUGACCGCGCUGCGCAUCGGAUCUCUGGUGCGCAUCAGUGGGCAGGUGGUACGUACUCACCCCGUUCACCCCGAGCUGGUGAGCGGCACCUUUCUGUGCCUGGACUGCCAGAGCCUCAUCAAGGACGUGGAGCAGCAGUUUAAGUACACGCAACCCAGCAUCUGCCGCAACCCGGUGUGCAACAACCGCCGCCGUUUCCUGCUCGACACCAACAAAUCCAAGUUCAUUGACUUCCAGAAGGUGCGCAUCCAGGAGACACAGGCCGAGCUGCCGCGCGGAUCCAUCCCACGGAGCAUGGAGGUGAUCCUGAGAGCCGAAGCCGUGGAGUCGGCGCAGGCCGGAGAUAAGUGCGACUUCAUUGGCUGCCUCAUCGUCGUGCCUGAUGUGUCACAGCUCGCAACGCCAGGUGUGCGAACAGAGACCGGUUCUCGCACAGCCAGCUCACAGGGAUACGAGAACGAGGGCGUGCGUGGUCUAAAAGCUCUCGGAGUCCGAGAGCUCUCGUACAGACUGGCGUUCCUGGCCUCCCACGUGGCACCGACCAAUCCCAGGUUUGGUGGGAAGGAGAUUCGCGAUGAGGAACAGACAGCUGAGAGUAUCAAGAACCAGAUGUCUGUGAAGGAGUGGGACAAAGUGUUCGAGAUGAGCCAGGACAAGAACCUGUACCAUAACCUGUGCACCAGCCUGUUCCCUACCAUCCAUGGUAACGACGAGGUGAAGCGCGGCGUCCUGCUCAUGCUCUUUGGCGGUGUCCCGAAGACCACCAUGGAGGGCACGUCUCUGAGAGGGGACAUCAACGUGUGCAUUGUAGGAGAUCCCAGCACAGCCAAGAGCCAGUUUCUGAAACACGUGGAGGAGUUCAGCCCUCGUGCCGUGUACACCAGCGGGAAAGCGUCCACCGCUGCCGGUCUUACCGCUGCCGUGGUCCGAGAUGAAGAGUCGCACGAGUUUGUCAUCGAGGCUGGAGCUCUGAUGCUGGCUGACAAUGGUGUGUGCUGCAUUGACGAGUUUGACAAAAUGGAGACGAGAGAUCAGGUGGCCAUCCAUGAGGCCAUGGAGCAGCAGACCAUCUCCAUCACCAAAGCUGGGGUCAAGGCCACCCUGAACGCCCGGACGUCCAUCUUGGCUGCAGCAAACCCCAUCAGUGGCCGUUACGACCGCUCCAAAUCCCUCAAGCAGAACAUCAACCUGACCGCACCCAUCAUGUCUCGCUUUGACCUCUUCUUUAUCCUGGUGGACGAUUGUAACGAGGUGACUGAUUAUGCCAUAGCCAGACGCAUAGUGGACCUGCACUCCAGGAUCGAGAACUCCAUCGACCGCCUUUACACUCUGGAUGAGAUCCGCAGAUACCUGCUGUUCGCUCGGCAGUUCAAACCCAAGAUCUCCAAGGAAUCAGAGGAUUUUAUCGUGGAGCAGUACAAACGCCUGAGACAGAGGGACGGCUCCGGCGUCACCAAAUCGGCCUGGAGGAUCACCGUGCGCCAGCUGGAGAGCAUGAUCCGCCUGUCUGAGGGCAUGGCCCGCAUGCACUGCUGCGACGAGGUGCAACCCAAACACGUCAAAGAGGCCUUCAGGCUGCUCAACAAAUCUAUUAUUCGUGUGGAGACACCUGACGUUAACCUGGACCAAGAGGAAGAGGAGGCCAUGGAGGAGGAAGAGGAGAACCGGGUGAAUGGUCACGAUGUUCCCAACGGAAACGUGGAUGACGGUACCCUGAAUGGACAUGUUAACGGCCAUGAGCACACCAACGGCGUCAACAAAGAAACCCAAGCUGCCAAACCGUCUCUGCGUCUGUCCUUCACCGAGUACAAGCGUCUCUCCAACCUCAUAGUGCUGCACCUGCGUCGUGCUGAGGAAGAUGAGAAAGAAGAAGCCCUGAAGAAGAGCGCAGUAGUGAACUGGUACCUGAAGGAGAUCGAGUCUGAGAUAGACUCCGAGGUGGAGCUCAUCAACAAGAAGACCAUGAUCGAGAAGGUCAUCCACAGACUUGUACAUUGCGACUACAUUCUAAUCGAGUUGUCUCAGUCGGGUCUGAAGGGCUCCGUGGAGACACAGGACGAGGACGUCACGCUCGUCGUGAAUCCUAACUACACGCUGGAGGAUUAAAACGUGUGAAACGUGUAAAAAAGGGCUUAUGAUGGACUUGGGCACACGAGGAGGAUCAGGAUACGGUUCAGAAAAUCUUUCUGAUGUGCAGCAUCACGUGUGCCGAGACCUCCAGGGAAACGGCCGUGUGAAAAGAAUCCUCUGUGUAAAAUUUGUACAUACGUUUCUGAUUUUAAAAACAAAUGUUAGUAGUGUUUUUGUUGCCGUUUUUUAAUUAUGUAGCAGGAAAUCUGGAUAAAAGUUUUAUUGUAUUCAUUUUGUUAAGAGUAAAACAUUUUCUGCAAUAUUUUUUAUAAA